ACAGAUUUGACUUCGCCAUGUCAACAAACUUCAAAAUUCGUAAAAGUUUAUCGAUUUUUACAGCUAUACGCGGGUGCCUCUGAGAGAAAAAAUUGGCCAAAAUGCACAUAAGGUCAUUCCGAAUCUCCUAAAAUUGGAGCGACAUGCGUGCUAAUUUGUGGACGUGCAUAAACAAUAUUCACGUACACACACACACACACACUAACAUCCUCUGUUUUAUAGAUAUAGAGAUGUUCGUUUUGAGAAUCAUUUCUUAGCAGCCGACAUAUAAUUGUAUACUAUAAAACUGUAAUUAAGUUAGCUUAAUUAAUCUUAGCAGUCACCAUGUGUAAGCAAUGCUCAUAAUCAUAUCUGCUGUAUAUUGGUUAAAAAGCUUCCAUUCUCACCGACACGUUUUGUAGCGGAGAACAAGAUCGAUAUGAUAGGGUUUUCAAAACCCUAUCAUAAGUCUGCCAAAAUAUCUCGGCAGAACUUUUGAGAGUUGACAGAGAAAGACUCGGAAUCUGCAAACAUACUUGUUAUUAGGUCAGCCACAACAGUGACUUCUGACUUGUUAGAUGAAGCGAAACAUCUGAAAUUGGUUGUUCGAGCUGGGACUGGCAUUGACAAUGUCAAUAUUGAAGAAUGUUCCAAACGUGGUGUUCUUGUAAUGAAUACUCCUAUGUCAAACACACUGAGUGCCACAGAACAUACAUGUGCUUUAAUUAUUGCCCUCAGCAGGCAUGUUCCUCAAGCAGCCAAAUCUAUGAAAGAAGGUUUGUGGGACCGCAAAAAAUAUAUGGGUACUGAGUUGUAUGGCAAAACUCUUGGAAUUAUUGGUUUGGGUCGUAUAGGCAGAGAAGUUGCAAAACGUAUGCAGUCUUUUGGUAUGAAGACUGUUGGUUUUGACCCAAUAGUAACAGAAGAAGAAGCUCUGAAGUGCAAUAUUACGAAAUUAUCUCUUGAAGAAACACUUCGCUUGUCCCAUUAUCUCACAGUUCAUACCCCAUUGAUUCCCCAAACCAAACAUCUGAUAAACUCUCAAACCCUGUCAUCCUGUCCUAAGGGAGUAAAAGUGGUAAACUGUGCACGUGGUGGAAUAAUCAAUGAGAAGGAUUUGCUUUCAGCUUUAGAAUCCGGUCAGUGUGGAGGGGCAGCACUUGACGUCUUUGAGCAGGAGCCUCCCACAAAUUCCAACUUAAUUCAGCAUGAGAAGGUGAUCUCUACUCCACAUCUGGGAGCUAGCACUGUGGAAGCUCAGAAACGGUGUGGAGAAGAUGCAGCACGGCAAAUUGUUAACUUUGUGCAAGGUGUUGACUACACUGGAGCUCUCAAUGGUUUUGGCAUUAUGAAUGCUUUUGACCCAAAGAUUCAACCUUGGAUGUCUUUAGCUUAUAAUUUUGGAAUCAUUAUUUGGAAAUACAUUGAAAAGUUUCUUAUGACUUCCUUCCAAGAUGUGAAACUUGCAGUCAAUUUAAAAGGUUGUGGACUAAAAACUGCUAAAGACAGUAUCAUUGGUGCUUUUUAUACUGGUAUCUUGAAAGAAAAUAACAGAAAUGUUAAUCUGGUGAAUGCUUUCAAGAUCUUUGACCAGAAUAAAAUGGAUGUUCAAGUGAAUUAUGAAGAAUCUACAGCAGUCUUUUUUUCUGUUGAUAUUAUAUUGAAAGAAACGGUUGUGUGGAAGAUUGGUGGAACUUCACAAGGGCAUAACCCAACACUGCUCUAUAUUGGGAACAAUUCUCACCUAACAUGCCCUUUGACACUGAAAGACACUUUCUUAUUUUUCCCAAUCAGUAAACAAACUGAAAUCAUUGAACAGUUAAUUCAGAAACAAGAUGUGUGUGGAAACUCUUUGUCUUCUAUAAUAAUGCCACAUGAAAAGAAAAAUGAAAGCUGGUGUGUUAUUACUGCUCAUGGGAAGCUGGAUGCUCCUGAAUCUGGAAAAGGUUUUGAAAUGUGUUUCCAAGUCUCAGUCUCUCCUCUCUCAGAAGUAUUACCAUUUUAAACAUUUGACAUGGAAUUAUUUGAGAAUUUUAUAAACAAAUGUCAUUAAAGUUAUUUGCUAUAUUAUAA
Molecule: messenger RNA, 2052 nt
Organism: Octopus bimaculoides (California two-spot octopus)
Lineage: Eukaryota; Metazoa; Mollusca; Cephalopoda; Octopoda; Octopodidae
Molecular function (GO): phosphoglycerate dehydrogenase activity; NAD binding
Source: RefSeq, a predicted model, not a curated record